Molecule: messenger RNA, 1132 nt
Organism: Cyprinodon variegatus (sheepshead minnow)
Lineage: Eukaryota; Metazoa; Chordata; Actinopteri; Cyprinodontiformes; Cyprinodontidae
Product: echinoderm microtubule-associated protein-like 4
Exons: 7
Coding region: 69-977 (302 amino acids)
Source: RefSeq, a predicted model, not a curated record
CUGGGGACGGUGAAUCAGCUCUGCAGGGAAGUUUAGACCAAAAUACACUCACACCUUCAGCCUGGGCCAUGCAAGGAGUCACAGCAGAAGGAGACGCACACAUGGAGGAGAUGGAUAACCACAGCCUGCAGAUGGAGGAGACGGCCCAAAGCCUGCUGAGAAGACCUUCUCUAAAGGAGAGCUAUCACAGUGACACUGAUUUCAUGACAGAUGACCGCAGCUCUGCAGCCAGCGGCCUGGACGUGGCCGACCGGCUCACAUACCUGGAGCAAAGGAUGCAGAUGCAGGAGGAUGAGAUCCAGCUGCUGAAGCUGGCACUGGCUGAUGUUCUCAAGAGGCUCAACAUUUCUGAGGAGCACCAGGCGGCAGCUACCGCAGCUGGAGGAAGGAGAACACCAGGCGCCAAAGCCAGGCCUGUCUCCCUGGCUCUGCCCACCAGGACCCCCAUGGUGUCAUCCAGUGCUUCAACCCUCAAAAAGAGCUCAACAGUGCCCUCCAGUGCCACAGCCAGGAACUACAGCCCUACGCCACCUCUAAGUGGUGUAAGGAGCCCACCAGGUAGUGUGAAGGACAGUCCAUGCAAAACCACAAAAAAGGGGCCAACGGCUGCAGCCCCAGUCUGCAAGAAAGCUCCCGAAGGGAGCAACAAGUCCAGCGAGCCCGCUGUAAGCGUAGGAACAAGGCGGGUGACUCACUGCAAAGUGACUAUGCAGAUCUAUCUGAGCCCCCUCGCAAGAAAGACUGGGUCUUCUGAGGAGGCCAAGUCAGCGUCUGCAAUGCCUGCCCACAGCGGGCCCGGGACCGGCCCUGGGCCCCCUUCAACCAAGAGGAGCAUCCAGCCUCAGAUAAAGAAAUCAACCCCGUCCUUCACCUUGAACCUGCAGAAAACCGUAACCAGCCACAGCUCAGAGCAGGAGACGUCCAGCUACAUCAGCCCAGUCAAGUCACCCAGCCAGUAUUUUCAGAUUUGUUACUGACACAAGCUGACAUUCUGAACUGAUAUUGAAAGGUUUUUAUUAACCAUAAAUAAAUAUCCAGUUUUCCUGAAAUGUAAGCAUUUUUAUGGAUAUUUGCCUGUUACUGAGAUAAAAAAAAACACCAAAUCACUUAAAAUUGCAUAUCUGUGGCUAAU